Messenger RNA from Bipolaris maydis ATCC 48331, 228 nucleotides. Lineage: Eukaryota; Fungi; Ascomycota; Dothideomycetes; Pleosporales; Pleosporaceae. The record is from RefSeq and is a predicted model, not a curated record.
AUGUCCACCCUGCAUCUCCCGCCCUUGACCUUUGGCAAUAGCGUCACAUCGCCUUGUUCAUCACCAAAAGCUUGUUUCUCCUUCCAGUCAAGGGCCCCCAAGCUCUCCAUCCGUCCAACGCCGUGCUUGGGCUCCCUUGGCAAUUGCGCUGUUCAGGAGACCUCCUUGGCAACUUGGCCCUUUGCUUGACUCGGGAGUCCGGUAAUUAGUGUACUAGUAUUACAAGAG